This is a messenger RNA of Strongylus vulgaris, 405 nucleotides long. The record is from the annotation of a GenBank genome assembly. NCBI's taxonomy places the organism in Eukaryota, Metazoa, Nematoda, Chromadorea, Rhabditida, Strongylidae.
AUGUCUUUAGAGGCUGAAGAAAGAGAGGUUGAUAAGGAGUAUUUAGCGCUUCUUGAAAACAAAUUGAAGGCUUUAAAGGAUCCUAAGAAAGCAACUGCAAAACAGUUUCUCAGUGAUAUUGCCACUUAUAGAGAUCAGCAGCUUUUCAAGUUAAUAACAUCUGGGAUUCCUGCCCAGUCCGGUUUUGACGACGACUUCGCGGAUAUAGUUAUCACACCAAACUACUUAAGGAGAGUAAUAGCUCCUCAAACUUGUGCUAUCAAUAAAUUGGAGCUAGUUCAUUUGGUCGAGAGUGAUCACGUUCAGAAACAACACGAAGUUGCCGUGGAAGAGAACGGUGUCGCAAUUUCGAAGACAGAGAAAACCGCUGGUGAAACUCCUAUCACGAAGGAAAAAGUCGAGUGA